Arabidopsis arenosa is the source of this 2176-nucleotide messenger RNA. The record is from the annotation of a GenBank genome assembly. Lineage: Eukaryota; Viridiplantae; Streptophyta; Magnoliopsida; Brassicales; Brassicaceae.
CAGAGAAGUCGUUUCCAAUUCCUUGAAGAAGAUGGCAAUGGAUGAUAAUUCAGUUUUCUUCAAGACUGAUUGUGCUUCGAUACUUUCACAGAUUAAGGAUCAAGAUAAGCAGAUUCGUCUCAAACGAAGGUGGCUGUUGGGUUGUGAGAUGUCUGUAUCCAAGGACCAUACUCCGGGAAAGACUGAAUUCGUCCCUGAAUCUUUGCUCAGGGAAGAUGAUAUAUUCUACGAGACCAUAAAGUCGCGUGUAGAAGAGGCAUUUGGAUUUUGCAAGAAUGAACAAGUACUAUGUAAUGAUGUUCAACAAAAGGAGUUAAAGUUCUGCAAUCUCGAACUUGUUAGAAAGCUUGAUUCUUUGACGAAUAAAGGUCUUUAUCUUAUUGCAAUGAUACUCACAGGAGGCUCUACUUCGUUUGACAAGACUCGAUGGAAAAUGAAAGAGAUUAUCAGAGAUUCUGUCAGUAGAGACUUUGGAAAGAAUAAAGACGGUAUUGGUAAAGAAGACAUUAUUAAUCAGCUGCAUCAAGUUCUUAGUGAUCCCGCAAAUUUCCGGGAAGAUUGCAGGAUGAAUUUGGGGAGAACACCUACUCUGCAUUCCCAUCGUGAUGCUGCAAUGAAGAUACUUAAUGAGCUAGAUGGUUUGUCGACUCAGACCCUACGUGCGAUGAAAAGGAAACUUAAAGGUUCAAGAAUGAUACCUCAACUGAAAACAAGUAGAUUUGGUCAGAGUCGAAGUGAUCUGAUUAACCAAGUGAGGCAAGCUAGCGAGAAGAUGCUCUCAGAACUUUCUGCAGGGGAUAAACUGCAGGAGCAAUUGGCUAAAGCGUUGUCAGUAGUAGAUUUAUCACUUAAGCUAAGUCCUGGCUACAAAACUGCUGCUGCCACAGAAUUUUUUCGGUUCUCGCCAGAAACAAAGAACUUGCAGAACGAGAUAGUGAAGGCAGUAUGGUUACUCCGUAAGGUCAGGUUUCGUGAGCUAAAAAGAUUGCAUCUUUGUUUAGACCCAGAAGCUGAAGUGUCUAAUGACAGCUUAAGAUCAGCAGUCAGAAAAAUGUUGAUUGAAUAUCUGUUUGAGUGCAGUGAUAUGGACACCAUUCCAAAGUCUUUAAUGGAAGCUCUUUCAUUGGUCAACAGGAGGACGCGGAAUGUAGAGCACAAGGUAUGUCCAAGGGAAGCAAUUGAUGAAGAGACAGAGUGUAUAUUAAAUGUGAGUGCUCAAGUGAAGCAAAUAUGUUGCCAAUGUACUCCAAAUUAUGAACUCGAUCAGGACUUUGGUGAUGCUUAUAUGGAGGAGCUAGAAGACAGUGAUGAUAAUGAUGAUGGUGAUGAUGAUGGUGGGGAUUGUAGAUUAUUUGAUAAUGAGAAAUUUGUUAAUGAAGAGAGUAGAUGUCGAAACAUAAAGCUUGAAGUGAAAAACUCUCAAGGCGAUGCAAUGGAGUCCUCUGAUUCGGAUCAUGAAGAAAGUGGUGCCGAAUGCUUGGUUUUGGACCCAACUGAUUCUACACACACAACCAACCAGCAUGAUAUCAGCUCUUCUGUCAAUAAGGUAGUUGUAAGAGACCUGCCAGAGAGUAUUACAAGAGUUCAUCCUAGGUCUCUCUAUGUCACUCCCACGUCCAAUAAAUCAACAGUUAUCAGUGAUAGACAUGACAUUGGUACGAGCAAAACCCGAGUCAAGGUUGAGAGGGAUAUUGAGAUGGAAGUAGAUAACCAGUUUAGCUCUCGGUCAUUGUUUUCUGUUGAAAACAUAAAGUCUGAUGAUCAUGGUGAGCAGAAGCCACAAAGAAGACAUAAAAACCAGUACCUCGCAGUCCAAGAAAUUUCUGAUGAGACAAGCUUGGUUGCACAUAACCUAAUCGGCCGCUUGCUAGAGAAAUUUGCAGACCGUCAAGGUCUAAACUUAGAAACGGAUGAACGUUCAUAUCUUAGAGGCGAAUCCAGGCUUCAAGAAGAUGUAGAAGUGAAUGGAGAAAAGCAAGCUUCAUCUCAAGCGAAGUCAGAUGAGUUGAUCAUUGUUUCUGUUAUCAAAGAGCAAAUGCCUUCCCUUGAAGAGAGUGUCUUGAUGAGAUUAAAAGAGUUGAUGGAAGUAAGUUAGCAUCAGCAAAGUUAUAAUCUUCCCUACCAAAGUGAAGUAGCAAUGGAAUCAAGAGAGAAACAACAAAGGAUAUUGAGAUGA